Messenger RNA from Spea bombifrons (plains spadefoot toad), 5760 nucleotides. RefSeq names its product SR-related CTD associated factor 1 (gene SCAF1). The record is from RefSeq and is a predicted model, not a curated record. NCBI's taxonomy places the organism in Eukaryota, Metazoa, Chordata, Amphibia, Anura, Pelobatidae. Gene Ontology annotation, molecular function: RNA polymerase II C-terminal domain binding. The coding region runs from base 175 to 5073 and encodes 1632 amino acids. The transcript is spliced from 11 exons.
CGCUGAAGCAGCGGGGUAAGAUGGCGGCCGCUGGAGGGAUGGGAAAGCUCCUUUUGUUGUAAACCUGGAUAAUUCACGAAAAACCCGCCGGCGAGAGCACGGAGCGGUAGCACAGAGGCGGAUUUGAGCAGCCAGGCGCCUCUGUUAGUCGGCAAAAUCCUCCCGUUUGCAGGGAUGGCCGAAGACGACAAGGAUUCUAAACCCACCGCGCAAGAUGCAGAUGAAGAGUCAGAAGACGACUCUAAUGGGGCAUCAGAAGCUGCCGUGUUGGAGGAAUGCCAAGAAAAAAGCAAACCGAGCAACGUGCAGGAGGAGGCCUCGUUCCUGCCCGAGGAGCUCUGUGCUGGGCAGAUGAUCAUUUUGAAAGCUUUGCAGCAAGUUCUUGGAAGCAGCGACGGCAAGGCGGGUCGUCCCUGUGCCAUGGGUUCCAAACAGAAAAGGUCAAAAUUAAAAAAGACUUGCAAGAACAGAAAACCCCCUGGCACGGCGGAGGAUAAGCAGCUCAAUUCUGAAAGUGAAGAUUCUGUACGUAUGCAGCGUCAUUCUAUCCCUGAAACAGCAGAGAGUCUGCUGUCCAGUCUUAACAGUGCAUUGAAUUAUCUCGAAAGGACCUGCAACACAAUCUCUUCAGAGUCUUGCCUGAGGUCAGACGGAGUGGAGAGCCUGCAUUUUGGAGAUCUGUAUGCAGACGAAGAGAUGGCUGAAGCGGAGCUCAUUGCCGAGGUGCAAGUUGGGGACUUGGAGUCUUUUUGUGGCGGACGUCCAGGAAUCUUAAGAAGGCGUCAACACUGGAGGUUUCAGAAGUCAGUGUGCCUCAGCUCCUCGGGACUGCAAAGAGGACAAUCUGGAGUGUAUAAAAAGGCUUCACCCCUGCUAUCAAAAAUGGGGGUAUCCCUGGAGCCUGUUGGCUGUCCAUUGAACACUAAGCGGUUUACUACAAGGACAUUAGACAGAACUAUGUUGAAAACAAAUUGCAGCGAUGUACAUAAACCACAUGUUGCUCAGUUAAGAGCUCCAGGCAGACCUUCACUGCUGGAUCAUCCUGAACUACACCCCAAAUCUGUGCUACCCGGACCUCCCUGUAUUGUGACUGAUCCAACUAAUAUCUUGUCAAUGUCUAGGGUGCAAGAUACCCUUGGCUCUAGCAGGACUACCCUGACAAAAGAGAAUUCUCAAGCAAUUCUUAAAACUACACCUGAUGCUUUAGUGAUGUGUGGACUGGCACUUGGAAAUGGCACCGAUGUUUCAGGUACACGGCAAAGACCUCUUGGUGGAGAAGGUUCAACUUCAAAUAACCAGCAUUCCCAGGUCCCCAGUUCAUUAGAAAAAGCAGAUUCCAGCUCAUCCUCGCCAUCGUCAUCACCAUCGUCGUCGUCAUCCUCUUCCCAUAUGCCAGUAUUGUCCGCUGGUGGAGGUGGUACCCAGUCAAAUAGGUCCCAGGAUCCGGAUAUUUAUGACCCCUUCCACCCUACUGAUGAGGAAAAUGUGAAUGGAGAUUAUCUGUAUACAGACUCUCCGGACAAAGAAACAGAAGAGCAAGAGGAUCAAAAAUAUGAUCCAUUUGAACCUACAGGCUCUAACCCUAGUUCCUCCGAGUGCAGCCCAUCUCCUUAUGAGGAUGACGAUGAUGAUGAUGGAAGCGAAUCCCAACACGAGGGUCGGAUCUCUGAAGCUCUGGCUGGUAUUUAUGAUGAUAAUAGUUUGAGUCCAGAGUGUCUCGGCGCUGGAAAAACAAAGGAAGGUUUUCAGGCUGGGGAGACUGGUAAGCGCCAAGGGGCAGAAGACCAAGAGGGCAAGUCUGCAUUCGAGAGUAAUAAAAGCGAACAGAGACUUUCCAAAGAGCCGUCUGACUCUUCUACAGCCGAGAAUGCAAAUCUGGCCUUUGAGCCCUAUAGUCCUAGCUCCAGCUUGGAUAUGGAUAGGGAAGAUGACGUAGAGGAAGUUUCUAGAGCCGCUUCAGAGGAAAAAAGUGUUAAAGAACCGCCUGUUGCCGACUCAACGCUAGAUGAAGCAAGUCCAUCGAAGUUGUUGCCCGAACCCAGGAGAAGAGUCUUCGCGGUUGAUGUUGGUAAAGAUUAUAUAAGAAAAUCAGAGUUUGACUCUGCUUCAGAUGCUAAGUCAAAGCUGGAGAUCAAGGUUUCGCUGGAGUCUAUAGCAAAACCAGAUGUGAAGUCCUAUCUGAGGAUGGAAAAAAUUGCCAAACUUGGAGGAGAGUCCCGAUCCCGCCACAGACAGAAGCAUACGUCUGAAAAGAGGGACCGAGGGGAUGAUUCUGACCGAAAUUACGAUUCUGAAAUUGAAGAAGGAGAGAUAGUUCAGCCAGAAGAAGAUUGCUUUAGCCCUAUGCCUUUGUUUCGGAGCCGGUGCCGUGUCAUGGAAAGAUCCCUAAGAGUGGUAGAAGGGGAUGAUUUUCUUUCUCUGCAUGCAGAUUCAGACGAAGAAGGAGCUUUGCAAAUUGACUUUGGAGAAAAUCAGGGGGAUAGCAGGUGGAAGGGGCUUGAUUUGAGAAGGAAGAUCACAAACCAGCGGAGAGAGAGAUACCGGAAAAAAUCAGAAUCCCCACCGAAGCCCAAGAAGCAAUCUAAAUCCCGCUCUCCUUCCAGCUCCCGUAGUCGUAAAAAGGCAAAAAGGGAACGGAAGAGAUCGAGGGAACGGAAGAGAUCAAAGGAACCAAGAACAUCGACUGCAUCGUGGUCAAACACAAAGAAAUCAAAAGACCACAAGGACCGCAAACGUUCCCGGUCACGCUCUCAGAAUAAGACUUCACGUUCUCGUUCUAGAGACCGUAGAAGAUCACGAUCUUGGUCGCCCUCGAUCAGCACCAGCAUCUCUGUCGUAGACUCUUCCCGUACGUCGGCCGAGAGACGGAAAAGCCAUAGAUCUAAGUCAAAGGAGAAAAGACGUCACUGGUCUCGGUCUGUCAGUACCGAGCGGUCUCGUAAGGAUAAGCAUAAAGAUAAACACAGGACGGAUGGAAAGAAAAAGAAAAAAAGAUCCCGUUCCCGAUCGAGAGAGAGAGACCGCAGGUCCUUGCAUCAGUCAGAUGACAGGAGGGAUAAGGAAAAGGCAAGAACGAGACAUCCGUUAGAUGAACCAAAGCACGAAAAUCCGUCUUUACUGGACAGGAGGAGACGGGACAGUCGGUCAGUGGUUCCGCCCUCUAUACAAGAUCUUAAUAAUUCUGAUCUAUUUACUAUUAAAAGAACAAUUACUGUGAACCCAGAGGAAAAACUGGAAGAUCGCGAGGACUUGCUAAAUACCCCUGAAGUUUCCGGGAAAAGAGAAGUUCUCUACGAUUCAGAAGGACUUAGUUUUGAAACCUAUUCUGACCGUGAAAACAUUGACGACCGGGACGGGAAGUGCAACCGAGUGUUUGAAAGACACUCUGGAAAGUCUGACAACAACAAGAGACGCAUGCCCAUGGACUUUGAGAAGAAGCGGGUGGAAGAGGAACGAGAGAGCCGGCAAAGGGCCAGCAAAGACAGAGAUCGAAAAAGAUCUUACACCGAUGAUAGUCGCGAUAGAUAUAAGAAAAGGUUCAAAGAUGUGCCUGAGCCAGAACCUGAGCCUUUAAAGCUGGAGAAAGAGAAGCUACGUCCAGAAAAGGAUAAAACGUCCAAAAAACUGAAGGUCAGCCAUAAGGAGGGUAAGGGGACUUCUGCCAGAAAGGUCAAACUCCAAUCCAAAGUUGCCGUGCUGAUCCGAGAAGGGGUGAGCAGCACCACCUCUGUAAAAGAAGCGGGUUCUAUCGGUGUCAAAUUCAGCCGUGACCGCGAGAGCCGGUCGCCGUUCCUAAAAUCGGAAGGAAAGAUCCCGGAAGUUAAGAGUGUACGGCCUAAACUCGAAUUAACAAACACAAAGGAACCCAUCGUGAAGCCCAAGAAACUGAAAGGCUUAAAAACUAAAACUGGUGUCAAAAAAGUAAAGCCUGCUGCCUCUGCCGCCGGAGUCCUUUUGAAACCAAAGGGAACCCUUGAAAAGAAGAAGAAAAAGCUCAAGGUCAAAGCCUCCUUGAAGAAGUCCAAGGCGGACAGUUGCAGCAAAGAGUUGCCCAGCCCCAUCCAAGCCGCAGAUGAACCCAUAUGGUCUGACACAGAGAAGAGUGAGAGCAAAGCGAAGCCCCCCAGCCCUCCCAAGCCAGCUAUCGAGCAGGAACUCACGCCCGAUUCACAGACCGUGGACAGUAGCUGCAAGACUCCGGAUGUUAUAUUCAUUCCGGAGGAGCCUCUGGCUGAGCCGGAGAGAGAGAUGGAUUUGGAGUUGGACAGCAUGUCUGAGCCCAAGGAAGAAACCCCCCGGCCGCCGCCACCUCCGCCGCCGCCUCCUCCGCCUGCUCCGGUGUCCUGGAACCUUCAGACUGGAGUAGACUGCACCACAAGCGGUGUUCUGGCAUUGACGGCUUUGCUGUUCAAGAUGGAAGAAGCCAAUUUGGCAAGCAGGGCGAAGGCGCAGGAGCUAAUACAGGCCACUAACCAGAUUCUCAACCAGAGCAAGCCAUCUACCUCCUUGGUUUCACAGCCACCCCCACCUCCCAUGAUGUCCUCCAUCGGCCAUUCGACCCAGCCAUAUCUUCUUCAUAGCAGCCUGCCUCUCAGCAGCAACUCCAGCCCUCCGACGCCGACCGGCGUCUCUGUUCUAAGCUCCCAGUCGAUCCCUGCUUCCACCUCUAGCACCUUUUUCAACACUACGUCUGUUGCGGAGCUGGGGAAGAAGGAAGGCAGCAUCAGUUCUGAGGGGAGAGGUGAAACUGACAAGUACCUGAAGAAGCUUCACACUCAGGAACGAGCUGUGGAGGAGGUGAAACUAGCUAUCAAACCUUACUAUCAGAGAAAAGAGAUCACUAAGGAAGAUUACAAAGAUAUUCUGCGGAAAGCUGUGCAUAAGAUCUGCCACAGCAAAAGCGGAGAAAUCAACCCGGUUAAGGUGAACAAUCUAAUCAAGGCGUACGUCCAGCGCUACAAGUACUUCCGGAAACACGGGAAGAAAAUGGAGGACGAUGAAAGUGGCGGUUACCGCAGCGGAAAGGACUCUGGAACUGUGGAUAAGGCUAUACCUCCUUUACCCAUCAUCUGAGCCAGACGGACUGUACUCCUUUCACGUAAACCGGUCAACCUAAAAUACAUUUUUAAUCACUAGUUUAAAAAAAAAAAAGAGGGAAGUAAAGCUUUUAUGCAAAUACUCGUCGAACUUUAGAAUUAACUUAGAAAUGAAAUCUAUGUACGUGGCCCGUUCCGAUCUUCCCUUUUUCCUCCGCCAGCACUGUUAAUAGAGCAGCCACCCCAGGCUCUGGGGCGAUAACCACGUCUUUGCUAGAUAGAAGUGCACAGAUUUUUUUUUGUUUUUUUUGCUGUGCAGUCUUUUAAAUAGUAAACGGUCUAUUGUAAAUAUAAUUCGGCUUCACCGAUCUGCAGAUCUAUUAUUCAUAUUUACCCAGUUUUAAUUCUAACACCAUCACGUCCUAAUUAUUAUUAUUAUUAUUAUUGAUAUAUCUAUAUUUUUUUUUUGCAUGAUUUGCUGUCGGACGUCCAUCACCAAGGUAGCAGGUCCUUGUUAUAAUCUAUUGCUGACUCCAUAUUGUUAGCUGUAUUAAAAUGCGAUCCUGUAAACGGUUUCUGCUUACUUUCUUUUGUAAAGGUCUAUUGUGUUUUUUUUCAUUUAAUUUUCUUCUUCCAGUUGUGUAUUGAUGGUGGAACUUUGUUGUGUGUUUAAGACAACUUUACAGAGGCCCUGUACUUUCAGAUAAAUAUAUUGAAUUAGCAA